AUUUCUAGCUCCCUUUGUCUAUUUCGCAAAAUACCGUUACAACAAAGAAACACGCCAUUCUCAUUCUCACUUCUCUGCGUAGAAUCCGGUCCCAGACAAAACACACUCACACACUCUCUCUCAGCCACUCCCACACACACACUCACUUUCUCCAUUCACAUCUCCAUCCUCAAAACGCCGUCGUUUCCCGAAGGCCUCGCAUCUCCAAGUGCCGAAGGAGCAGUUGAAGCCUCCCUCCUCCGCCCAGAUCCGCUUCCGCUCCUCCUUGGACCUCCUCGCCGCCGAGCUGGAACUCGAAUCCGCCGCCAUGCUGAAGCGCUCCGGGCGCCCCCCGCCGCCGCCGGCGGAGUCCCUCUUCGACAGGAUCUACCAGCUCCGGGGAGCCUUCCUGAUGGUGGCCGUGCCUCUCCUUCUGGUGACCAUGGUGCUCUACUUCACGCCCUCCGCCUCCUCCAACGAGUCCAUCGAGGACUACGCCCUCACGCACCGCAAGGUCUCCCCCGAUCGGAGGCCCUCCACCUCCUUCGCCGUCAUCUUCGACGCCGGCAGCUCCGGCAGCCGCGUCCACGUCUUCCGCUUCGACCAGAACUUGGAUCUCCUUCCCAUUGGGAAGGACCUCGAGCUCUUCCUACAGAUUAAGCCUGGUUUGAGUGCGUAUGCACAGAAUCCACAACAGGGAGCGGAAUCUUUGAUGUCUCUUUUGGAUAAAGCGGAGAGUGUUGUUCCUCGGGAGUUUCGGCCAAAGACACCUGUUAGAGUUGGGGCAACUGCAGGUUUAAGGGCUUUGGGAGCGGAUGCUUCUGACAAGAUCUUGCAAGCGGUUCGGGAUUUGCUUAAGCUAAGAAGCACUCUAAACUCUCAGCCUGAUGCAGUAACUGUGCUGGAUGGAACACAAGAAGGUGCUUUUCAAUGGGUGACUAUUAACUAUCUACUGGGAAACUUGGGAAAAGAUUAUUCAGAAACUGUUGGGGUAGUUGAUCUUGGAGGUGGAUCUGUUCAGAUGGCAUAUGCCAUCUCUGAGACAGAUGCUGCCAAGGCUCCAAAAGUAUCAGUUGGAGAGGACCCAUAUGUCAAGGAGAUGUUCCUAAGGGGAAGGAAAUAUUACCUCUAUGUUCACAGUUACUUGGGCUAUGGUUUACUAGCAGCUCGUGCAAAGAUUUUAAAGGUUUUGGAUGGUUCUGGAAACCCUUGCAUCUUAGAUGGCUUUGACGGAUCUUACAAUUAUGGAGGAAAAUCUUUUAAGGCCUCGUCCUCCCCUUCUGGCGCAAGCUUGAAUGAAUGCAAAAGCAUAGCUCAUAAGGCUCUCAAGGUUAAUGGGUCAACAUGUACACAUAUGAAGUGCACUUUUGAUGGGAUAUGGAAUGGUGGUGGGGGUGAUGGACAGAAAAACCUUUUUGUUGCCUCAUUUUUCUUUGACCGGGCAGCUGAGGCUGGUUUAGCCGAUCCAAGCUUACCCGUUGUGAAGGUUCGUCCUACGGAUUUUGAGGAAGCAGCUAAGCAAGCUUGUCAAACAAAACUUGAAGAUGCCAAAUCCACUUAUCCAAGUGUGGAGGAAGGGAACCGUCCAUAUUUAUGCAUGGAUCUCGUAUACCAGUAUACUUUGCUUCUUGUUGGAUUCGGCCUAGAUCCAUGGCAAGAAAUUACGUUAGUGAAGAAAGUUAAAUAUCAUGAUUAUCUUGUUGAAGCUGCAUGGCCCCUAGGCAGCGCUAUAGAAGCUGUAUCAUCUGCAUAAUGACACCAAUAGAAUAAUUACUCACCUCAAGUCUUGUGGGGUGAGUUCUAUCGCAAGCUUUUUUGAGGUGAAGUUGCCUCCAUUCAUGAUGAUCAGAAAUUGCUAUCAGGUCAAAUUGAGAUUAGAUACGGGGCUACAUUUCAAGAAUAACUAGCAGAUAGCUUCAUUAUUUUCAUUUGUAAUUAUUUUACUAAAAUAUCUUAUUUACAGCUUCGGAACUCCGAUCCAAUUCAUUUUGUAUUUGUUCAUCUAUUUUUGUAGUCGUUAGAGAUGAACAUGACGGUGAUGGUGGUAGCAUUCUUUUUUUAUUCAUUCCUGAUAAAAAAAAAAGAAGCAAGUGUUCUUUGCUUUCUUACUUCUUGA
Messenger RNA from Cajanus cajan (pigeon pea), 2095 nucleotides. Its product is annotated as apyrase 2. Gene Ontology annotation, biological process: nucleoside diphosphate catabolic process. Gene Ontology annotation, molecular function: nucleoside diphosphate phosphatase activity. The record is from RefSeq and is a predicted model, not a curated record. Lineage: Eukaryota; Viridiplantae; Streptophyta; Magnoliopsida; Fabales; Fabaceae. Gene Ontology annotation, cellular component: membrane.